Messenger RNA from Funneliformis mosseae, 1305 nucleotides. NCBI's taxonomy places the organism in Eukaryota, Fungi, Glomeromycota, Glomeromycetes, Glomerales, Glomeraceae. The record is from the annotation of a GenBank genome assembly.
AUGGAGCGGGAUACCAACGCUUUGUAUAAUACCUUGGGUGUACGAAAAAGUGCUACCGAAGACGAGAUUAAAAAAUCAUAUCGACGUUUGGCAUUAAGAUAUCAUCCUGACAAGAACCCUGAUGCUACCGAUCAGUUCAAGGAAAUUACACAUGCAUACGAAAUACUUAGCGAUUCCAAGAAACGAUCAGUAUAUGAUAAAUAUGGAGAAAUGGGAAUAAAUAUGAUGGAUUCGAUGGCUGGAUUUUUAUUUGAUCCAGAUAUUGAGGGACCAUUAUGUAUGCUUUUCACCACCGUUUCGAUUUCGAUCAUUCUCUUGAUUUUGUUCUUCGCUUUUUUAUCAAUACGAGUAGAUAAAAAAGUAAAUUGGAGUUUUGGAGUUGUGUUCAUACCUUUGUGGAUUGUAGAUUUAGUGUUAUUUGUUGGAUUGGUUGCACAAGCAAAGAAAGAACCAACUGAAUAUGAUGAGCAUGAUGCAGAGGAAUUUGAAGGAUUAUAUCAUGGCGAUAGAGAACAAGCGAGAGAAGCAAGAAGGCUACAACAAAAAAGAUUACAUCGUCUUAGAAAUUUUCUGGCGAUUGCAUAUUUAUUAUUGUUCUUCACAUUUCAAAUAUUAAUAGUUCUCCGAGCAGAUGGGGUUAAAAAUUUGAGUGCGGUUAUCGUAUUUAUUCCAUAUUUUAUUAUCGAAUUUAUUAAUGUAUACCCGAAUAUCAUGGAGUAUGUUGGUAUACUCAAAACCACUAGAGUGUACGAUCAAAAUGGUAAACCUUCUCUAAAGCUUAAGAUUAAAUUGUUCUUUGAGACAUUUUGGUGGCUUUUGAUCAGAGUAGCUUUAGCAAUCUUAAUCGUCCUUAAUAUUGAUGGUGUUAUAAAAGUUAGUUGGGGAAUAGUAUUCUUUCCAUUAUAUUUAGUUGGAUUUCGUUAUGCACUUGAGAUUUUAUCGCAAUGGCGGUUGCUAAGGAAAGCCGAGCCUUUACAAAAUAGAUUAAGGGUUGAUGUUUUGGUUUCAGCUACCGUAUUAGGAGUGAUUGGAACUUUAUCCUACACUGUUAUAGGAUUACUGGCAAGUAGACUUGAUGGAAAUGAUGGAAUUAGAUUAUCAUCAAUUCUAAUUCCUGUUUUUAUCGUCCUAUCCCUUUUGUUUUGUUGCUCGGGAUGUUGUUUACCUUGCGUUUUCUUGAAUUGGGGUGGUGAUGAUUUCGAAGGUAGUGGUGAAGCUCCGUUUAUAUCACCUGAUAAAAGAAUAACAUAUCCCUCUGUAGCUGGUCCGAGUUCAAGUUCAGGUGGAAGCAAUGAUGCAGUAUAA